CACACGAACAGGUCCACAACAACACAUGAGCUACCCCGCAGAUACGAGGAGGACUCGAGUCACGCUGAGCUUUUCUCCGAAGCUCGGAGACUUUAAAUAGCUCGCACGGCAUCUUCAACCUUCAACUCAUUAACAUCUCGACCUCCGCCGACAGCCUGGGGGACAACCACCAGUCACGCCCCUCAAGAAUCAAGAUGGCCACUCAAAAGCAAUUCAACGUCGGCAUCGUAGGCUACGGCCUCUCGGCCAAAGUCUUCCACAUCCCCUUCAUCGCCCUGACGCCGUCGCUAAAGCUGCACUCCAUCGUGCAGCGCAGCCCGUCGCCCACCAACUCGGCGCCAGCCGACCACCCUCACGUGACGCACCACACCGCGUUCGAGGCGCUGCUGGCCGACGGCGCCGUCGACGUGGUGGUCCUGUGCACGCCGCCGGACACGCACUUCGCGUUCGCGCGCGCGGCCCUCGAGGCGGGCAAGCACGUGCUGGUGGAGAAGCCGUUCGUGCCGACGGCGGCGGAGGCCGACGCGCUGGCAGCGCUCGCGCGCUCGCGCGGCCGCGUGCUGUGCGUCUACCAGAACCGCCGCUGGGACGCCGACUUCCUGACCGUGCGCCGCCUGCUGCGCGACGGCGUGCUCGGCCGCGUCGUCGAGUUCGAGACGCACUUCGAUCGCCUGCGCAUCAGCCCGCCGGCGGGCGGGUGGAAGGCCUCGAUGGGCAUGCGCGAGGGCGGCGGCGCGCUGUUUGACUUGGGUACGCACCUGUUGGAUCAGGUGUUUGUGCUGUUUGGCAUGCCCAGUGCGGUCUAUGGCCGGUUUGUGCGGCAGCGGGAGGGGAGGUUGGUGAAGGGUGAGGCGGGGCCGGAGGACGAGCCGGACAGCGUGACGGCGGUGUUGAGUUAUGCGGAGACUGGGGUGGUGGUGCAUGUGAGGAUCGGGGUUGUUAGCGUGGAGACGAGGCAGAUCCGGUUUUGGGUACGCGGGAGCAAGGGAAGCUAUCACAAGACGGGGUUGGACCCGCAGGAGGACCAACUCCGGGGCGGUGGGAAGGCGACGGAUGCUGACUUUGGCCGGGAGGACGAGUCGCGGUAUGGCCGGCUGUGCCUGCUUGGGGAAGACGGGACGGUUCGGGACGAGGUGUGCCCGAAUGUCGAGCCGGAGACGUACGUCAAGUUCUACGAGCUGUUUGCGAAGGCAGUCGAGAGCGGCAAGGAGGAGGACAUUCCUGUGCCUGCGUCCCAGGCAGCCCAGGUGCUGAGGAUUAUCGAGGCGAUACGAGAGAGCGCGAAAACGGGCAGGGAAGUCGCUCUUUGACCGAGGCGGGAGGUUGUAAAAAAUACUGUUAUCAAUAUCUCGAUUCGAUUCUCGCGUCACCAUCCCGUCUUACAGCAUGGCUCUGGUGGUUGAUGGCCAACUUGUUAUCCGCGACCUUCUCCCCUGACCAACAUCGGUUGGUCUGCGGCCUCCGACAAUGUCGCCGAUGAUUCCCCCGGCCAGCGGCCGCGGUUUUAAUGAUGCAAUGAUCGAAUCGCGUCUGCGAUCCUACGGUUAGAUGCUGCGACCGUGGCCAAGACAACCAGGGCCAUAUCCAGAGUAGCCACUGCCAUCGCUGAAGCCGAAAGCAGCCGAUUCGCGCUCCUUGCCCUUGCCCUUGUGGACCGUCAUCCCUUCAAUGUGUCGAAGCAUGACCUUUUUGAUGUCUU
Molecule: messenger RNA, 1699 nt
Organism: Thermothielavioides terrestris NRRL 8126
Lineage: Eukaryota; Fungi; Ascomycota; Sordariomycetes; Sordariales; Chaetomiaceae
Exons: 2
Coding region: 195-1310 (371 amino acids)
Molecular function (GO): nucleotide binding
Source: RefSeq, a predicted model, not a curated record